GCUGGCCAAACCCAGUACCCGGUCUGUGUUCGCCUGACCGCACAACGCGGAGCGACGCCUGAAGCUAAGUUUCUCCAUCGUCUCCACGUUCAUUUGCCUGGCAACAAGACAACAGCACCAACAACCAUGGGAGUCGCGCCUUCGUAUGUCUGGGACCCGCAUAGGCCAGUGCCGAUGCCAGUGCUCAAGCUGUUCAUUGACGUGAAGUCUAACAGGGGAAUUCAUAUCCACUACCCAUUUGGCUGGAUGAAGGACAUCAGGACAACUCUUCCAACACCAUAUUUUCACGGCAUGACAGCAAGAAUAUUUUGCUUUGUCCCUGAUAUUACGCAGCAGAUUGAGCUCCUGAUAUACGAAGACGGUCACGAGGACGAAUGGUACGCAGGCUUCGAUGUAACCGGCGGUUUUGUGUACUACAAGGCGUCGGAAGGCCCGCGCGGCAAGGCGCGCUUCUACGCCUUGGCCACCGCAGCCGUAGCGAGCUAUUACAGCGUCGCCGUUCAGAUGCAUGAAGACAAGUCAUUCAAGCUUUACUUUAAUGACCAGGUCAAGUAUACUGCCAACAUGGACACAAUUUCAGGAAAGAAGUGGAACGUGAAAUUCACUAUUGCAAAGCACGUUUUAUGGUCACUACACUACACCGACGAAAUCAAGAAAUUCUUUCCUACAAAGGGAUUGGGACCGUCGUUCUGGUUUCCGGGAACUAAACUGGUGGUCGGCACAGUGAUCAAGUUUCAGGGUGAAGCCGUCCGGUUCAACGAGACGGAUGUCAUCGAAGCGAAGUUUGGUCCACCGACGAUGAAGCUCUCCUACAAGUCUAGCGCCUGGUAUGAGGGCAGAACUAUCGGUUUCAUCGUCAAAAGAACGGAACAGUCUUUCAUUUUGAUGAGUGACUUUUCCAACGAGGGUGCAGUGAGAUUCACACCGAGCGAGGAGCCUUACAAGAGUGGCGAGAUCAAACCCGAGUUCAACGACAGCUUUCGCUUGUUAAACGUUUACGUUGAGUGGAGCACAUAUACCUCGUAAAGUACGACAUACGCACUUCGGAGAAGUCAGAUGCCACUAAUUUGCAAUCUUAGAAUUCACGAGGCGCAUGCACAUACGACGUUACGAAGUUGGUUACGACGUUGUCGCAGUUCAUCAGCCAAAUUUGGGGCGAAUAAAAAAGUCGAAUAUUUCAAGCACCGGCAAAUGA
Molecule: messenger RNA, 1195 nt
Organism: Dermacentor andersoni
Lineage: Eukaryota; Metazoa; Arthropoda; Arachnida; Ixodida; Ixodidae
Source: RefSeq, a predicted model, not a curated record